AUGGUGCAUGUCCCACCUAGCGCUGGCACUUCCCCGGGACGAGACGGCGCAAAUGGAGCCCCUCGUGUCGUUUCAACUUCGAGCAGUUGCUGGGAGGCCGCAUUUAAUGCCGGUCGACUCGCAUCUGUGAAAGGGACCUGGAAUGGCAAGGUGGUGAGUAAGCGGAAGCUCGAGAAGCAGGCGAGCUCGGCCAGCUGCCACCCUGAUAGCGGAGAACCUCAGUCUAUAGGAAAUCACGGAGAAUCUACUAAGCUGAUGGAUUCUCCCAGUUGCAAAAGCCAGUCUUCAAAGCUGACAGAGUUAGGUGACGGCCAACGCCGGAUGCACCGGCGAGACAUGCCAAUAUUACCAAAGAGGCAUAAAGACCUCCACAGCCAUCCACUAGGUGACAUAUUCCGUGAGGCAGAAAAGGCUCAUCUGGAAAGCCAUAAAGAAAUGUGCUCGUCGCGUGAGGUUCAGAGAGAAGAAGCCGCAGGCAAGGAACUCCUGGACUGCAUGUGGGUUUACGUGUACAAAUUCGACAAGCACGGCUGGUUCACCAAGUGCAAGGCCCGGCUCGUUGUACGAGGCGAUCAACAGGCCAAGUCGACACACGAGGAUACCUAUGCAUCCACACUGGCCGGCCGAUCUUUCCGAACACUCGUGGCUAUAGCUGCUCGUUUUGAUCUAGAACUUCUCCAGUAUGAUGUUGUUAACGCUUUUGUCAAUGCUGAACUGAAGCAGGACGUCUACAUGCGGAUGCCUGGAGGCUACCGAAAGCCUGGUCUGAUUCUCAAGCUUCAGAAAGCACUAUACGGCUUGCGCCAGUCACCACUACUCUGGCAGAAAGAACUAACCACCACUCUUACGAACCUUGGGUUCAAGCCUGUACCCCACGAGCCAUGCUGUCUCUCGAAAGAAGGAAUACUGAUAUUCUUCUACGUGGACGAUCUCAUUGUUGCCUACGACAAGAUCAAUCAAGGAGCGGUUGAACGGACGGUGGGCAAGCUUCAAGAGAAAUACGAACUCUCUGGUGGGGAUACUCUACAGUGGUUCCUGGGAAUCGAGAUCAUUCGCGACCGAAGCCAACGGUUGAUUUGGCUUUCACAAUCGUCAUUCGUGGAUAAGAUUACCAACCAUUUCAGACUUCAAGGGGGAAAGCCUUCCCUAACUCCAAUGACCACGAAAGAACUUUUUCCGAACGGCGAGCGCGCAUCAGCAGCGUCAAUACAACUGUAUCAACGCAAGACCGGAUCAGUGCUCUACCUAGUAGUAAUCACUCGACCCGAUAUUGCCCUUGCUGUUUCUCGACUUUGCCGAUUCAACAUGAACCCGAGUGACGACCACCAUGAGGCUGUGGACCACCUAUUCCGGUAUCUGCAGAACACCAGAGCACUCGCACUACAACUCGGUGGAACGGACACCUUUGAUGUAUACAGUGACGCUUCUUUUGCCGACAACAGCCUCGAUCGGAAGAGCUCACAAGCCUACGUGAUGAGACUAUUUGGAGGGACUAUUGGAUGGCGUGCCAACAAGCAGGAUACCGUGACUACCUCUACAACAGAGGCGGAGUUACUGGCACUUGCGCAGGCUGCAAAAGAGUCCAUGUUCAUUUCCAGAUUGAUCACUGAGCUCGGUGUGACUCUCGACAACACAAGCAUCACUAUUCAGUGCGACAACAUGCAAACUAUUCGGCUGAUCAAUGCCGAUGUAGCCCUACUGCAGACCAAACUUCGGCACGUCGAUAUCCAUAACCACUGGCUGCGCCAGGAAGCACUCGCUAACCGGAUUUCGGUCCGGCAUACACCCACGACUGAGAUGAUUGCGGACGGUCUUACAAAGGCAUUGUCCGUUCAACAGUUCCAGAAGUUUGUUACACAGGUUGGCCUAGUGGAUAUUAAUGAUAGAAUCCAGGAGAGGAGGUUCAAAGAGCUUACUGCGGAGGAUUUCAUCAGAGCCGGGGAACGGCUGUAG
This is a messenger RNA of Fusarium mangiferae, 1953 nucleotides long. RefSeq lists its product as uncharacterized. The coding region runs from base 1 to 1953 and encodes 650 amino acids. The record is from RefSeq and is a predicted model, not a curated record. Lineage: Eukaryota; Fungi; Ascomycota; Sordariomycetes; Hypocreales; Nectriaceae. The transcript has a single exon.